Drosophila nasuta is the source of this 2289-nucleotide messenger RNA. RefSeq names its product Kynurenine aminotransferase (gene Kyat). Lineage: Eukaryota; Metazoa; Arthropoda; Insecta; Diptera; Drosophilidae. Gene Ontology annotation, molecular function: pyridoxal phosphate binding; L-kynurenine:2-oxoglutarate transaminase activity. The record is from RefSeq and is a predicted model, not a curated record. Bases 142 to 1512 code for a protein of 456 amino acids. Gene Ontology annotation, cellular component: cytoplasm; mitochondrion. Gene Ontology annotation, biological process: biosynthetic process. The transcript is spliced from 4 exons.
UUUCAAUAGUUCCAUUAUGCAACGUCACGCAGCUGCAUAAGUCCAUUAGAAUAUACUCAUUCUCCAGAAAAACGAUUGCAUUUAAACAUUUGUGAUAGCAGACAUACCCAACAUAAACCAAAAACAAACAAAACACGCACGAUGCUCAAAACCUGUCGCCGUGUCUGCACCUUACCCCGCUUCUCUGGCACUCGCACUUUAAACGCUGCGAUCACCCAACGGCAUCAGCAUAAAGCAGCGAACGCAACCAAGGACACCAUGGAUAAGUUUGAUUUGCCAAAACGCUUGCAGGGCAGUACGCCCAGCGUGUGGAACGAAUAUAUUGCCCUAGCCAUGCAGUAUAAGCCAUUAAAUCUUGGCCAAGGUUUCCCGGAUGAUGCUGCACCAGACUACGUCACCAAUGCCCUCGCUGAUAUUGCCAAGGAUCCAAAUCCGCUACUGCAUCAGUACACCAGAGGCAAUGGCCAUGUGCGUUUGGUGCAGGCUCUGGCGAAGCUUUACAGCGGCCUCAUUGGACGCGAGCUUAACCCGUUGAACGAUAUACUGAUAACAGCGGGUGCCUACGAAGCAUUGUAUUCCACAAUUAUGGGACACGUUGAUAACGGUGACGAGGUCAUCAUUAUUGAACCUUUCUUCGACUGCUACGAACCAAUGGUCAAAAUGGCCAACGGAGUGCCGCGUUUCAUUCCCUUGAAAUUGCGCGAGAAAGAAGGUCCCAUCAGCUCUGCCGAUUGGGUGCUGGAUGAAGACGAGCUCGCAAAACUAUUUAAUGAAAAAACGAAAAUGAUCAUACUAAACACGCCACAUAAUCCAACUGGCAAAGUCUUUCAUCGCAAGGAGUUGGAGGUCAUUGCUGACUUGUGUCGCAAGUGGAAUGUGCUCUGCGUCUCGGAUGAAGUCUAUGAGUGGCUCGUCUUCGAUGGAGUGGAACACGUACGAAUCAACACCUUGCCUGGCAUGUGGGAGCGCACCAUUACCAUAGGCUCGGCAGGCAAAACCUUCUCGGUGACGGGCUGGAAAACCGGCUGGGCUUAUGGACCGCACGAGUUGAUAAGAAACUUGCAAAUGGUUCAUCAGAAUUCGGUUUACACCUGCCCAACGCCACUGCAAGAAGGCGUUGCACGCAGCUUUGAGUUGGAACUUGAACGUCUGGACAAACCAGAGUGCUAUUUUCAUAGCUUGCCGCGAGAACUGCAACCUAAGAGAGAUUUUAUGGCCAAAUUCCUAAACGAGGCUGGACUACGUCCCACAAUACCCGAGGGAGGCUAUUUCAUGCUGGCGGAUUGGACACCCCUUGCAAGCAAGCUGAACCUGGAUUCGGAGACCGACAAGUACAAGGACUACAAGUUCACCAAGUGGAUGACCAAAAACAUGGGCCUGCAGGGCAUUCCGCCCAGUGCCUUUUAUAGUGAACCCAAUAAGCAUUUAGGCGAGGACUUUGUGCGCUACUGCUUUAUCAAGAAGCAAGAGAAUCUUAACAAGGCAGCUGAGCUGCUCAAGAGCUGGAAAUAAUGUGUAGUUUAAAACUGCUCAAACUCCAUUUGUACAUUAUCAAUAAACGAAUUUGUUUUGAAUUUAACGCGAGUGUCUCGCAACGUUUGAUCGUCGCAUCAUGCAGGCUUGAACGUGUACGCAGAUUCAUAACCUGCGCACGGUGCAAUUACAUAACCAAGAAACGAAUGCCAAACAAAAACUAUUGUUUCCGUGUAAUAGCCUUACUCCAAUCUCCUUUUAUUUGCAAUCCAAUAACAUGUUCAUCCGCACCAAGUACAUUGGAUUUCUUUGUAUGUGUGUUACGCUUUGUAUGUGUGUGUGUAUUAAACUAAAGGAAAAGUAAACGCUUUAGAUAUCGAAUACGGACUUCAGAGCCAAUUCGGGUUUGUCGUAGCCCAGCUCCUCGACAGUUGGCACUCCCAGCUCCUUCAGAGUUGGUGUGAUCUUCUCCAACAAGUAGGGAUAGAGUGUUGCCUUCUGGUCACCGCACUUGUCCUUGCAGCCCUCCAGCCACCUGAUGGCCAAAGCAAUGUCGUUGACACGACGGCAAGCACGCAGACCGGACUCGAUCACCUUUGGGCUGGGCACCAGAUCCAUGCCGAGCAAAUCGUUCAUGCCCUUGCGCACCUCCCAGCCGUCGAUGCCUUCACGAGCAAAGUAUUUCUCGUAACGCUUGUCGAACUCCUCGGCCGAUUCCUCGGAUCCGUGGACGCAACGCACGGCGGCAACACGCGAGGCUGUGGUGCCAACGGUGCCGCGCAUGGCGGUGGCGAAUUUACCGGCAGUAAUACGCAA